UAUUAGACGGCAAAUAAUUUGAGAAAUGGCAAUAUUAUAUUCAUAUGUGAAAAGUAAACGGACUUAUAUUCCAAGAGUUGUUGUGGCUUCUCAUUCAGAGAGCAUCUGUAUCUUCAUUCCAGCUUUCAUGGCGUCAACCAACACCAUUGAAAUACAGGAGGUUUCUCAGGUGACUCCUUUCUCAGACUCAACCACUCAGUUUUCCCUUCCUUUAACAAAAUACGAUACGUUUUGGUUCAAUUUUCCUCCUGUUGAACGCCUUUAUUUCUAUCAAGUCACUGACUUAGCCCCUCAAUUCUUCAACUCGUUCAUUCUCCCAGACCUCAAGCGCUCUCUGUCUCUCACUCUCCUCCAUUAUCUCCCUCUCGCUGGUAACCUUAUCUGGCCCCCAGAUGCCCCCAAGCCAUUUAUAUGGUACUCCCCAGGCGACGGGGUUUCAGUCACUGUUGGAGAGUCUGCCGCCGACUUCAACUUCCUUUCUGGCAAGGAAGUUCAUGAAGCUGCGGAGCUUCAUCCUUUGAUUCCUCAGCUGUUGACAUCUGAUGACAAAGCAGCCAUGAUCGCUAUUCAAAUAACUUUGUUUCCGAAUGAAGGAUUUUGCAUCGGAAUAACAUCUCACCAUGCCAUACUUGAUGGGAGAAGCUCAACUAUGUUCAUCAAGUCUUGGGCUUAUUUAUGCAAACAAUUAGGGGAAGAUCUAGAAGAAGAGCCUUUUUUGUCACCAGAACUGAUCCCGUCUUUUGACCGAACAGUCAUCAAAGACCCGACUGGAAUCGACAUGGUGUAUGUAAACGACUGGUUCUCUUAUACAAACACUCGAAGCUUGAAGCUUUUGCCAAACGUACUACCUAAUACCGAUAGGCUUCGAGCGACAUUCGAGUUGACCCGUGAAGAUAUUCAGAAACUAAGGAACCAGGUAUUGCUCAGAUUGAAAAAAGACAAUGAAAAGGAGGAGGAUACAGCGCCAAAACAGCUUCAUUUAUCAACUUUUGUGCUUACACUGGCAUACGCAUUCGUCUGUAUGGUUAAAGCUAGAAGAGGGGAUGAUAACAGAAGGGUUAUUUUCGGGUUCACGGCAGAUUUAAGAGCCCGUUUAGAUCCUCCAGUUCCAUUAAAUUACGUUGGCAACUGCGUCAUGUCAGAAUUUUGCUCUGCAACAGCGAAAGAUUUGGCAGAAGAAAACGGGGUUUGCUUGGUUGCAGAGAAGUUAAGCGAGAUGAUAAAAGUAGUAGAGGGGGGAGAGCUUGAGGCAACAGAAGAUAGACUUUCAAAGUUGUUGAAAUUGAUGAAAGCUGUUAUUGAAGGAGUCCAAGGCCUUGGCGUAGCCGGGUCGACGCAGUUUGAAGUUUACGGAUCGGAUUUCAGGUGGGGGAGGCCGAAGAAGGUAGAGAUUGUGUCCAUAGAUAAGAGUGGAGCCAUUGCAUUGACCAAUAGUAGAGACAAAAGCGGCGGUGUUGAGAUAGGUGUCGUUUUGAAGAAGCAAGAAAUGGAAGAUUUUGCUUCUUUAUUUGUUGAUGGGCUAAAAGAUUGAUUCCAAAUUAUAAAAACAAGUUUAAUCUUUAUUCAAACAUGGUUUAUUUGAUUUAAG
Messenger RNA from Mangifera indica (mango), 1588 nucleotides. RefSeq names its product phenolic glucoside malonyltransferase 1-like. The record is from RefSeq and is a predicted model, not a curated record. The coding region runs from base 26 to 1531 and encodes 501 amino acids. NCBI's taxonomy places the organism in Eukaryota, Viridiplantae, Streptophyta, Magnoliopsida, Sapindales, Anacardiaceae. The transcript has a single exon.